This is a messenger RNA of Closterium sp. Naga37s-1, 6534 nucleotides long. The record is from the annotation of a GenBank genome assembly. NCBI's taxonomy places the organism in Eukaryota, Viridiplantae, Streptophyta, Zygnematophyceae, Desmidiales, Closteriaceae.
AUGCACCUGAUGGGACGCGAAGGGGCCGAGACGGGGAGGCACGGAGGGGAAAACGACGAAGCGGAGGCGAAAGGAAGCGAGGGGGCCGCUGGGAAUGGGAACGAACGCACGGGGGAUAUUGUGGGAAUCGCAGGGGACGGUAGUGCGGAUGGAAAUGAAAGGGCUGUAAGGGAUGAGAAGCAAGGAGAGGCGAGGGAGGAGAGAAGAGAGGCGGGCGGGGAGAAGUUGGUGGAGCAAAGAGUUGAACAGGAUAACCCGGCUGCGUUGACUAAUGAGGGUGUAUUGAAUAUUGAAGGAGGCUCUUGUAGCAGUAGGGAGGGCUCUUUGCAUAGUAGAGACAGCUCGAUUGAUAGUUUGCAUGGGGACGAUGCUGUGCGAGGCGAUGCACAAGGGAAGGCGAAAGGGAAGGGCCAUGUAGGUGGAAAGGCAAAGGGGCAGAGGGGUAGGGGAGAAGCAGCAGCAGCGGCAGCAGCAGCAGCAGCAAGAGGAAGAGGGGGAGGGGGAGGCAGUACGGUUGACGAUAGCGAUAGUGACAGUGUGGAGAGUGGGUUUCGUGGCGGGGUGAUUAGCAGCAGGGGCAGAGGCGCGAAGGGAAAGGGGAAUGCAGGCGGGGCAGCGAAGGGGCAGAAGGCCAGGGGAGAUGCCGCAGCAGCAGCAGGAGGGAGAGGAGGAGGAAGUACGGUUGACGAUAGCGAUAGUGAUAGUGUGGAGAGCGGGUUUUGCGGUGGGGGGGUGAUCAGCAGCAGGGGCAGGGGCGCUCGCAGAUACAGCUCUGGUGCUGUUGCUUCUGGUAGUGGUGGUGGUGGUGGUGGUGGGGGUGAUGAUGAUAGCGAUAGUGACAGUGACGAGAGCACAGCAGGAAGCAAGCCGGUUGAGGGGGGAGGAGGGGAGGGAGUGGGAGAAGAGGAGGAGGGAGAAGGGGGAGGGAGCGGCGGGGAGUCAAGUAGAUCUGACAGGGGAGGAAGGGUGAGCGGCGGACGAGGUGGGGGAGGGUGGGGGGGUAACCCCUUGUGGCGCGAGGCCUAUGAGGGGGAAAGUUCCGCUGCUGGUGCUGCUGCUGGUGGUGCUGGUGGUGCUGGUGGUGCUGGUGCUGGUGCUGGUGCUGGUGCUGGUGCUGGUGCUGGUGCUGGUGGUGGUCGUGGUGGUGCGUCUACUGCUGCCGCUGCUGGUGGUGGGGAGAGAGGAAGGGGGAGUGGAAGGCAAAACGGUGGAUGGGAGAGAGGGCGUGAGUGGGGAGGCAGCGGGGGAGGGAGGGAUGACACGAGUAGUGCGGCUGUUGGUGGUGCUGGUGGUGGGGGACAGGGGCGCAUGAAGAUGGGAAUGGGGGGAGGGAUGGAGGGAGGAAAGGCGAGGAGGAGGAUAGACGGGCAGCACCAGUUCAUGAAGGGCAUUAUGAGGGAGGAGGGAGCAGGGGCAGGAAGGGGAGACAGGGAGGGAGAAAGAGCGGGUUCGGAAAGGGGAGAUAGGGCAGGAGAAGGAGCAGCGAGAGGGGGGCAAGGGGUGAAAGGAGGAGCGAAGAAGGAGCAGCAGGAGGUUGGUGCGGGGGAGGGGGGGAGAGGGGGGGUGAACUCAGGGAAGGAUGGGGAGCGAAGGGCAGGGAGGCACCAGCACCAGCAGCAGCAGCAGGGGCAGCAGAGAGGGGAGCGUGGUGAUAAGCAUGGGAAGGGCAAGGAGAGGGAAACGGCUCCUGUGGAAGACUUGGAGGAAGGGACGGGGGAGACGGGCCUAGGGGAUGAGUGGGGGAGGGGAGGAGGGAGGGGUAGCAGGGAGGAAAGGAGAGAAGUGGAGUGGAGGCGAGGGAACAGUAGGGGGCAAGGAGGAGGUGGUGGAGGGGGCAGCAGGCAGGAAAGGUUUGAGGGGAGUGAGCGGGAGAGGAGUGGGGGGAGGAAGAGUGGGGAGGAGAGGCGUGGUGAAGAGAAGCGUGGGGAGGUGAGGCGUGGGGAGGAGAGGCGUGGGGAAGAGAGACCCAGGGGGGGGGUCGAGCUAAGGACUGCAGCAGAGAAGGGGGAUGGGCCUGGUAGCAGCGGUGAUGGCAGCACUGGCAUGGUUGGAAGAGAGGGUGGGAGGAGAAGGGUGAGUGGGCUGGGAGGCGGUAACCGCCUUCUAGACGCAGCUUUUGCUCCCAUGCUAGGUGGUUUCCACCCCGGUGGCGCUCAGGCUCAGCCUGGUGGUUUCCACCCGGGGAGCUCUCCUUCUGGAGGCUUGAACCAGGGGAGGUUCCAUGCAGGAGCAGGCCGAGGUGCAGGCAGGGGGGGCAGGGGUGCUGGCGUGGGGGGCAGGGCUCGAGGCACUGGGGUUGCUGGGGGGGGUGUAGAGGGGAGUGCAGGGGGGGGUAUGGUGGGUGUGGCUGCAGUGACAGCAGAUAGGCCUGCACAGACUGAUGGACAGCUAGAGCAAGCACUUGGGGCGAGGACUGGUGAUGCGAGCAAGGAGAAGGGGAAAGGAGGAGUGGGGAGCGGUCCGUUUCUGUUCGGUGCUGCAGGAACAGCAGGAGCUGCAGCAGGAGCAGCAGCAGGUGCCACCACUGCGGUUCAUGCCGCCCCUACCACCACCACCACCACCACCCCGCCUGCUGCUGCAAGGGGUAGCAAGAUUCAAGUGCACGGAAUCAGCACAAGUGGGACUCCACAACAUGCAACCCCCAUUCCAGCCCAUGCCCCUGAUCCUGCCGUCGGUACCCCUGAGGCUCCUGAACGCAUGGCUGCUCCCUGUCCUGCUGCUGUCCCCGCCCAUGCACCUGGUCGUAACCCUGCGAGCCCUGCUCCCGACCCUGCUCCUGCUGUCCCUGCUCCUGCUCACCCUGCUCCUACUCCUGCUCCCCAUGACGCCUUGAACCAGCCUAGUCCCGCCCCUGGCUCUGGUGACGUGGCAGCAUUGGGUUUGGCUCUUCAAGAGGGCCUAGCCUCGCCCUGUGGGCUGAGCUGGGCGGAUAUGGUGGACGAGGAUGAGGCGAAUGGGGAGGGUGGGAGGAGAAAAGGGGAUGGGAUUCUGGAAACGAAGGGAGAGCUGCUAGGAGCGGUGGAUCGCACACUCCCUGCUCCCCCCCACUCAUCUCCCCCUAUCCUUGCGUCCCUUUCCCCCCAACGCCCUUUCCCUCCACCUCUUCCCCCCUUCUCCCUUCUCCCCCUUUCACCUCCCCCUUCUCCCCACUCUCCCAGAGCAUCUAGAAGCGGUGGAUCGCACAAGCUGCUAGAAGCAGUGGAUCGCACAGUGAGUGUGGCGGCACGCAAUGAGGAUUCAGCUCUGGAGGAGCAGCUAGCAGCACUGGAGCCUGUGGGAGUGCGCAAGACACCAGCAGCAAGGGAAAAGGGCAAGCUAGACCGGUCGAAAUCGAAGCCAACCUCUAGUAGAGCCACUAACGGGGCAGCUCUUAAAGGAUCCAUCAGCGCUCCAUCCCUAGACGAGCCUGGAAGCUCCUCCGAAACAGAGGGAAAGACAGCAGGCACAGCAAGUGUUCGAGUGGGGGGGAAGGGUGCAGGGGGAAGCAGGAGAAAGAAGGUCGAGGCGAGCUCUAGUGGAGGGUCGACUGGUGGAGGUUCAAGUGGUGGAGGUUCAACUGGUGGGGGAUCAGCUACAGGAGGAACGACCGGUGGGGGGUUAACUGGAGGAGGUGCGACUAUGACUGUUGGGAGCUUAAUUGCUGGUGCGGGGUCAGACGUUCUUCUUGCGGAGGCUAAAGCUGCUGUGCCCCUUUCAGUUUCAGCAGCUGCAGGAACCACUGACGCAGCUGCAGGGAAGAGGGGGCCGGGUGCGGAAGCAGGAGCAGAGGAAGGAGCAGCAGCAGGAGCAGCUGGAGGGGCAGGGGGAGGAGAAGCAAGGGGAGCAACAGGAGGAGAAGCAACAGGAGGAGUAGCAGUGGCAGCAGGGAAUGCGGACGUGAGGUCAGAUGCUAGUAAAGCUGCUGCUGCUGUUGCUACUGCUGCUGCCACGCCCGCAGAGAGCGGGCCAGGUUUGGAUGGCCCAGGUUCCGGCCUAGAUGCAGGUUCGGCACCUGGCACGACAGCUGGUUCGGCAGCUGGGUCGGAUGCUGGCUUGAGCAGUGGUUUGGGGAUUGAGGCAGUGACAGGUUCGGAUGCUGUAAACACUGGGAUUGCAACAGAUACAGGAGGGGCAGGGGGGGCAGGAGGGAGCGAAGGAAUGGGCGAAGGAGGGGUAGGGAGCGAAGGAGGGAGUGACAUGCCUGCACAGCAGAGUAAGGUCACAGAGAGGGGAGGGUGUGAGGGAGAGAAGCAAGAUGCUGCAGUGGAUGAGGAGUUUUCAGUGGCAGCUGAAGGCGGGGCGCUAAUAACAGGAGGUCAAUCGGCAGGGGAAAUGGGAUCAGGAUCAGAAGAGGGGGUGAGGAGUGGGAGAAAGGUAGAGUUAGGAGGAAGUGAAGUAGGAGUGGGGGAAGGGGCCGGUAGCAAGGAGGGGGUGGAAGGUGAAAUGGGAAGUGAUCAUAACGGGAGGGGGGAAGGGGUGGAGAACGGUGUAAAGGCUGAGGCUGGGGUUGGUGUUGGGAUUGCUGGCACGGAUGUGACAAAGAGAGAGGGAAUAGGAGGUGAUGGUAUGGAGGGAAUGGCGGGAGGGGUUAGAGAGGGGAGGUUAGAGAAUGGGGGAAACGAAGAGGAUGGGGAAGGGGGGAGGAGAGUAGGGGAGAAAGGGGGGGGAGAAAUGGAGGAGGGAGGCGGAGUGGAAGAAGCAGAGGGAGAAGAGGAUGGAGGGGAAGGAGAGGAGGAGGAAGAAGAAGAAGGCGAGGAGGAAGGGGAGGAGGAAGGGGGUGAGGAGGAGGAAGAGGAGGAGGAAGCGGAGGAGGAGGGAGUGGAGAGGGAGAGGAAGACGAGAGAGAAAGUGCUAAAAGCAUCAGAGACUCGGAGGGAUCUCGAGGAGGCCAAGGGACUGCUUCGAUCAGCUACAGGCAUUGGGCAAACCAAGGAGGCCAGGCUUACACGGAUCUGUGCACAGCUGUCGGCGCGGCUGCAGGAGUAUAAGGCGGAGAACGAGCAGCUGGAGGAGCUGCUGCAUGAGGAGAGGAACAACCGUGGGUCAGUGGAUAGUGUGGUGAGAGCAUUACAGCAGCAAUUGGCCAGUGCACGGGCAGAGGCAGUGGCAGCAGAAGGAGCAGUGGCAGCAGGGAUGGAAGCUAAGAACAGGGAGAUAGAGGCGCUGUGUGGAGCGCUGGAGGAUGCUGAAAGGCAUUCCGCUGCUCUCCAAGCCAAGCUUGCCUCCCUGCAGGCGAGUUCAGAGGCACUGUCCAAGAACCGGGACUCCACAGAGGCGCGCAUGAUCCAGGCGCUCCGGGAGGAGCUGGGUGCUGCUGAGAGGCGGUGCGACGACGAGCACGCAGCGCACCUCGCGACAAGACAGGAAGCAGCAGCACGCGAGCUUGCGUUAGAGCAGCAAGUGGCCGAGGGGGUGGCGGCGCUUUCUCGCAUGCAGAGGGCAGUGGAGGAGCGCACACAGCGCGUGUCGUCCCUGGAAGAGAAGAUUUCCGUCCUGGAGAUGGAGUGCAGCAGUCUCAACAGCGAGUUACAGGCACACGACGACAAGGCCAAGAGGGACCUCCGGCGGCCAGUCUCAGCAGACGACCCCUCCGCCCUUGCCCAGGUGCAGGCAUGGAAGGAGGAGUCGGAGCGAGCGAGGCAGCUGCUGCGAGAGGCAGAGGGGAAGCUGGCAGGCAGCGAGGCAGAGGUGCAGAAGCUGAGGGUGGAGGUGGAGGCGCACAAGAGGGACACAGAUUCAUCCUCGUUACAGGCCAAUGCAGAAAUGGAGAAGCGGUUUAAGGAGUUGACAGAGCUGCUGUGCCUGAAGCAGAGUCAACUGGAAACAAUGACAAGUGAGAGGCAGGCAGCGAUGCUGCAACUGGAGAAGGAGAGAAGAGAGCUGCAGUUGGCCAAGGCGCAGGCAGAGAGGGACAGAGCAGCACGCCGGUCGAUACUGAUGGCAGCUGACGAGGAGGACAGCGAGAUGCAGCCGCUGGAGUCUGUGGGUCUCCCGAAUCGGCGCUUCAUUGGCAAGAGGAUUCAGCAAGCAGCGAAGCUCAUCGAUCACGGCACAGUGACUGCCGGCCGCUUCCUUUGGCGCCGCCCACUCGCCCGCCUUGGACUUGUCUGCUACCUGGUCUUCGUUCAUCUAUUUCUCAUGUACCUACUGCACAGAUUGCAGGAGCAAGCAGACGAGCUUCUGGACAAGAACCAAGUGUAUUUGGCUGCAGAAGCGGCUGCAGGAAUUAAGGAUUAUGGAGACGUCUCAAAACCCUCCGUCUCUCUCCCCACUCUCCCCCCACCGCUUCCCUCUCCUCUCCUUCCCCCACCAGGAGCAAGCGGACGAGCUUCUGAACAAGGACCAGGAGCAAGCGGACGAGUUGCUGAACAAGGACCAGGUGUACCUGGCUGCAGAGGCAGCAGCAGGGAUUGGAGAGAUGACCCAUUCACUCCCAACCGCCUCCCCAACCCCUCCACACAGGAGCAAGCGGACGAGUUGCUGAACAAGGACCAGGUGUACCUGGCUGCAGAGGCAGCAGCAGGGAUUGUGAAGCCUCACCCUGCUCGCCGCUAG